Molecule: messenger RNA, 3775 nt
Organism: Leucoraja erinaceus (little skate)
Lineage: Eukaryota; Metazoa; Chordata; Chondrichthyes; Rajiformes; Rajidae
Gene: cfap52
Product: cilia and flagella associated protein 52
Exons: 14
Coding region: 27-1880 (617 amino acids)
Biological process (GO): cilium assembly
Molecular function (GO): protein binding
Source: RefSeq, a predicted model, not a curated record
CUAGCGACGGGCUAACACAGCGAGUGAUGGCGGAGGAGCGCGGGGACUUGCCUCGUCUGCAGCUCGAGUCCAUCAUCGGCUUCAACGGCAAAGUACCUUCUGGCUUGUCUGUGCAUCCUGACGGUGAAAAUAUAAUAUACCCCCUGGGAUGUACAACCAUAAUACAAAAUCUGAACAGCGGCCAACAGUCCUUCUUGGAAAGUCAUACGAACAAUAUAUCCGUUGUAACGGUUAGUAAGAGUGGGAAGUAUAUUGCCACAGGACAAGUCACCUACAUGGGUUUCAAGGCUGAUAUUCUUAUCUAUGAUUAUUAUGAAAAAUCGGUCCACGCAACUAUGACUCUUCACCAAGCUAAAGUUGAAGCAUUGGCAUUUUCUCCAAAUGAGCGCUACUUGGUAUCCGUUGGAGGUCAGGACGAUGGCAGUGUGGUUAUGUGGAAUGUUGCAACAAAAACAUCUAUCUGUGGCCAUCCUGCGACCGUUCCUACUGCAGGAAAUGCGCUGGCCGUUAAAUUCGCCAACCACAUGGAUGAUGUCUUCAUUACAGCAGGAACCGGUACACUUCGUCUCUGGCUCCUGGACUUGCCCAACAGAAAGAUUCGUCCCACCGAAUGUCAGACUGGAGUGUUAAAAAGAAUGAUCAACUGUGUCGAAGUAACAAAAGAUGAUAGUUUCUGCUAUUGUGGAACGACUACUGGUGAUAUUAUGAUGGUCAGCAUGAAAACCGGUCUUCUUAACAAUUAUGGGCCCAUUAAGGAUAAAUUUAGUUUGGGAGUUACUGCAAUAGUGGAACUGAAGUCAGGAGAUCUUCUUAUUGGAUCUGGAGAUGGUGUUGUUGCUCUCUGUAAAGCACCAAAGUUCAAACCAAUCAAAAAAAUCACUGUGGAUGGCGGGAUUACUUCAAUUAGUCUUCGUGGCCAAGGGCACCAAUUCUUUCUUGGUACUCUGGCCUCCCAGAUAUAUCGAUGUAACUUCACUGAGUUCAAAGAGGAGCUGAUCUCUACUUGUCACAGUGACUCUGUCCUUAACGUAACAUUUCCCUGUGGGACGUCAGACCUUUUUGCAACAUGUUCCAAGGCUGAAAUAAGAAUCUGGCAUACCCCGACCAACAAAGAGCUACUGCGAAUUGUUGUGCCUAACAUGACAUGCAAUUCCCUUGAAUUUAUGCACGAUGGGAGGAGCAUUAUUAGUGCUUGGAACGAUGGGAAGAUUCGAGCUUUUACUCCAGAGACUGGCAAAUUAAUGUAUGUGAUCCACAACGCUCACCAUGAUGGUGUCACGGCAAUUGCAUGCACUUAUGAUGGCAAGAAAAUAGUCAGUGGCGGUGGUGAAGGACAGGUGCGUGUGUGGGAGAUUGGUGGAAAAACCCAGAGGCUGAUUGAAGCUCUAAAGGAACAUUCAUCAACUAUUUCAUGCAUUAAAGUUAAAAAAAACAAUGAAGAAUGUGUAACAGCGAGCUUCGAUGGUACUUGUAUCAUCUGGGAUUUAAUUCGAUAUGCAAGAAAUCAAAUGUUUUUGGCCAACACCCUUUUCAAAGUUGUCUGUUAUCAUCCUGAUGAAUAUCAAAUAAUAACCAGUGGAAAAGACAGGAAGAUUGGGUAUUGGGAAGUAUUUGAUGGAUCUCUAAUUAGAGAGCUCGAAGGUUCUUUAUCCGGUUCUGUUAAUGGAAUGGACAUCACUGCAAGUGGUGACUUCUUCGUAACUGGAGGUGACGACAAAUUGAUAAAAUUCUGGGCAUACCAUGAAGGUGAUGUGGUACAUAUUGGAAUAGGUCACAGUGGGAGCAUCAACCGUAUUAGAAUCUGUCCCGCUGCGAAACACAUUAUCAGUGUUAGUUCAGAUGGAGCUAUUCUACGAUGGAGAUAUCCUCAUGCAGACUAAUUCUCAACUCACUUCAUGACAAAUGACCAGAUUACUUCAAAUUUCAGACAAUAAAUUUCCAUGAAAAUUCUUCUCUGGAUUUCAGCGAGACAACUUCCAAUAACUUGUCCCAAAACAUCUAAUUCCUUUAGAAAUUAAUUAACAUUUUUUUGUACCUUUGUUAUUUAAUAUUAAUGUUGUAAUUUUGAAGAAAUCCUCUUCACAAACAAUGCAAUUGUAAAUGUCCUGAAAGUGAAAACAUUAAAAAUAUAUAUAUAUUUCCAUAAAUAGGAAAGUAAUGAAUGGUUGCUUCAAUAACUUGUGAUCAUAUAUUAUAAACCAAUUUCCAUGUUGCUCAGCACUAGCUUUUUAGGAGGAUUUUCUACUGCUGGUAUCUUGAUGUAGCUAUAAUCUUGAAUGAUCCAUAAUUUUUAUUACAAUUCAAUUUAUGAAAGAAAUAAAAUAAAAUUUAACAUCAUUGUAUUUGGUAUCUUUAAACAAUAAUUUUAUGUAAGUAAUUGUGGGGAAGAUUUUCUGUAUACUGUGCGCAAUUAAUUUUAAACGUAUUAUAAAAUGGACACCAAGAAAAUUUAUCAUUGUGCAGUUAUUGCUUGCUUAUAGUCUCAUGGUAAAAUAGAGCAAAUAUUGGAACAAAAUAUCAACUAACUUUUUUUCAAAAUGGUACGUUAGCUUGUAUUGACCCGUGACCCAGAAAUCUCAAUUAACACUGGCUAAGGUGAUUUGGUUCAUUAUGUUACAAUUGAUCUACCUAUUCGAGUUCAUUACAGGAUGGAAAAAAAACAUUGAAUAAACCUACAAAUCAUCAGCAGCAGGAAAUGCAGUCACUUAUGGCCUCAACUUUUAAAUGUUCAACAUAACUGUCACUUACGCAAUAACAGCCUUAAGUAAAUGUUGGUGUCUGUUUAGUAACUGUACAUAUUAAACAACACAAAGGCUUUUAAACCAUGACCCAAGACCUAUUAAUAACUGUCCUCAAAAUAAGGGGUUACUUUGGGUGGCACAGUGGCGCAGCGGUAGAGUUGCUGCCUUGCACCACCAGAGACCUAGGUUCGAUCCUGACUACGGGUGCUGUCUGCACGAUUUCCCUGUGACCGUGUGGGUUUUCUCUGGGUUUUCUUCCAGUUUCCUCCCACACUCCAAACACGUACAGGUUUGUAGGUAAUUGGCUUCAGUAAAAUUGUAAAUUGUCCCUAGUGUAGGAUGAUGUAAGUGUACGAGCUGAUCACUGAUAGGCACAGACUCAGUGGGACGAAGGGAUUGUUUCCGCACUGUAUCUCUAAGACCUAAAGACCUCACUUAGAGAUUAGUGAAUCUGGAAUUCUCCAGCUCGGAGGGCUGAGGAGGCUCAGUUGCCUUGCAUGUUCAGGACAGAGAUUGAUUUUUAUUUGGAGAAGAAAGAAAUCAAGGGAGUACAUGAAAGCCAUUGAAGUAAGCUCCGAUCUUAAUGAAUGGUGGUGUUGAAAAAGGGAUUCUAAGACCUACUAUUUCUAUUUUGAUUCUCUUGUCUCUUGCAGGUACGUCCACAUUCACUUUGUUCACUGUGAAAGUUGAAUGUUAUUUUCCCCAAUGGACACACAGUGCAUUUAGUAUGAGGCAAUGUCCAAAGUUCCACAAAUCUCCUGCUGCCUAGACAUACAAGUUAUUAUGGCUGUAACUCCACCGCUGUGCCACUGUAUAGUUCUGGAUAGAGGAUCUUUAUGGCAGACAUAUAUGCCUUAUAACAAUCCCUUAUCCAGAACUAUACAGUGGCACAGCAGUGGAGUUGCUGCCUUACAGUGCCAGAGAUUCGUGUUCGAUGGGUGACUAUGGAUGCUGUCUGUACGGAGUUUGUACUUUCUCCCUGUGACUGCGUGGGUUUUCUCCGGGUGCUCCGAUUUCCUUCCACAUUCCAAAGA